Messenger RNA from Haliaeetus leucocephalus (bald eagle), 3212 nucleotides. RefSeq names its product interferon-related developmental regulator 1 (gene IFRD1). NCBI's taxonomy places the organism in Eukaryota, Metazoa, Chordata, Aves, Accipitriformes, Accipitridae. Gene Ontology annotation, cellular component: nucleus. Bases 1574 to 2776 code for a protein of 400 amino acids. The record is from RefSeq and is a predicted model, not a curated record. The transcript has 11 exons.
GCCUUUAAAAAAAAAAAAAACAAAACAACAAACCACAACCCUUCUUGGCCUGAAGGAGGGUGUUAGAAGGUAAACCAGUCUUCAUACCGAUCCGGGAUGUGUGUGGCUGAGGUGGUGAUGCCUGGGCCGAAUGGAGAUUUUGUGGGGUGAGAAAUUUCACUUCAGGCUGCCAUAGCUGUGAGCAGAGUCUGUCUCUCUAAGUAUCAAACGUUCAGGAAGCGAGCAGUUCACUGGCUCUUUCUGCAGCUGCUUUUAUUUUAGUUUGUGAAGGGCUGGCAGUCAUUCUUGCCACUUCUCCCUUUGAACUUCCCUGCUUGACAUCACCAGAGGCAAGGAGGUGGCUGUGCCAGAACUCCGAGCUUCCAAGUUUCCUGGUCUAUGCAUUGGCUAGUGCUUCUCCCCUGUAACUAUAGAAAACAUCAAGGGUUAUGGUCAGUGAGACAAGUAGAUGGUUUCCACCUCAGAGCUGCAACACCUCUGAAGUGUGAAUUUAACUUUACUGGAAAAGCACUUGGACAGUGAUCAACUCAAGGUUGAUUCUGCCUAGAUAAAAAUGCUUUUGGGGGGGGUCUUGGUAGUCAGGAAGCCUGCCUGAAGUGGGCAAGCACUGCAUGCUGCCUUCUUAAAUAAUUUAGAAUCAACUGUACCACAGAAAACUAGGCGGAAGAGCAGAAUUCUGAGUUCUGUAAAUGACAUUUGGGAACUGUUGGAGACAUAACAGCAAAACUAUUCUUUUGCUAAUCAACGUUAGUAGAUGCAAAGUAAGGGCUAGGAUAGAACAGCAGUAGAAAUUACAGUAUUAUCAGAUCAAACUCCUCCAACUCCUAAUGCUGUAAGAAUAAGAUACAGUUACAAAAAGUUGUGGAAAUGAACACUGGUGAAAAUAAUACUCCUUUCUUCAAAAAGACUGAAGUUCCUGAGCCGAGGCCUUCUUGAUCCUGAGAGGGAAAACUUUUUUCCCCUGUUGAAGCAUUUGAUGUUCUGGCUUGUAUUUGUAAUUCAGUGUUGAAAUAGGGUAAGACAUUGCUGAUGCUGCACAUACUAUACUUAAUCCUGUAAAUCCUGCAUUGAACUGGGUAAUGUAUGUUUGCCUAAAUGUAUAACUUACCCUGCCUUGAAGUACCUCAAAAUUGAAAAAUAAAGAUUGUACGGCGGUUUCUUUAGGUAGCUUGUCCUAACAGUUAAUAUAGAGCUACUUUUAAAGCACAGUCACAGGAAAUUGCAUUAACUUGAAGUUGACUGUAGAAGGAUCCUAAAUCUGGAGUCAGGAGUUCUACUGAUACUUGGAAAACUAGGUGGGGUCUUCCCCACCAUUCACAAAUGAUCUUCCAGAACAGAGCCAACGUGGUCUUCAGAACAGCUGGGAGUAAAAGACCUAGCAGAGGAAAGAAAUGUGCUUUCCGUGGCUGGGUCAGGGAGAGUGAAUCUGUUGGGAGGGUUAAAUCCUACUUUCAGUGUUCAGAUCUUCCUUUUGCAUAUGAAAAAUGAACAAACUGCUGUAUUCAUCUUUCCUUAAGGUGGUCAGCCCAGAAAUGUGCAGCCUUUUAGUGAUGAAGAUGCUUCAAUUGAAACUAUGAGCCACUGCAGUGGCUUCAGCGAUCCUGCUAGCUUCACUGAGGAUGGGCCUGAAGUUGAUGAAGAAGCCACUCAAGAAGACUUAGAAUACAAAUUGAAGGGAUUUAUUGAUCUUACAUUGGACAAGAGUGCAAAGACAAGACAAGCAGCUCUUGAAAGUCUGAAAAGUGCUUUUUCUUCUAAAAUACUAUAUGAAUUUAUCAUGGAAAGGAGAAUGACACUAACUGAUAGCAUUGAACGCUGCAUAAAGAAAGGUAAGAGCGACGAACAGUGUGCAGCUGCCGGACUGGCAUGUCUUCUGUGUGUGCAGAUGGGGUCAGGAAUUGAAAGUGAAGAGAUUUUUAAGACCCUUGGUCCGGUUCUGAAGAAGAUUGUCUGUGAUGGAACAGCCAGUGUCCAAGCCAGACAGGCUUGUGCAACCUGCUUAGGGAUUUGCUGUUUCAUUGUCACUGAUGACAUUACGGAGCUGUACUCUACUAUGGAAUGCCUGGAAAACAUCUUCACAAAGGCCUAUCAGCGAGAUAGAGACACUAAUGGCGUAUCAAGUACCCAUAAUACUGUGCUUCACAUCAGUGCUCUCUUAGCAUGGACACUGUUGUUGACCAUUUGUCCAAUGAAUGAAGUGAAGAAGAAAAUUGAAAUGCACUUGCAUAAACUUCCAAGUCUCCUGUCUUGUGAUGACCUCAACAUGAGAAUAGCUGCUGGAGAAACACUAGCUCUUCUGUUUGAACUGGCACGUGAAACAGAUGCUGAUUUCUUUUAUGAAGAUAUGGAGCUUCUGACAGAGAAACUAAGAGCUCUGGCUACUGAUGGAAACAAGCACCGAGCCAAAGUAGAUAAAAGAAAGCAGCGAUCUGUCUUCAGAGAUGUUCUACGAGCUGUUGAGGAGCGUGACUUUCCUACAGAGAUGGUUAAGUUUGGACCUGAGCGCAUGUAUAUUGACUGCUGGGUUAAAAAACAAACUUACGAUACCUUCAAGGAGAUUCUGGGGUCGGGGAUGCAAUAUCAUUUGCAGUCAAAUGACUUUCUUCGGAAUGUGUUUGAGCUUGGUCCACCAGUAAUGCUAGAUGCUGCAACUCUGAAAACAAUGAAGAUAUCCCGUUUUGAAAGGCACUUGUACAACUCUGCAGCAUUCAAGGCUCGGACAAAGGCUAGAAGUAAAUGUCGUGAUAAAAGAGCAGACGUGGGGGAAUUUUUCUAGAUCUCCUUUUCCAUGGGGUUCAAUUUUCAUAACUAAAAUAGAUUUGUAACCUUUAAAUUAAUUUUUUAAUUUCUGUAGUCACAGUUUGCAGUUGUGCACAGGGAUAUUGUAUAAAAUCUGUAAAUAUAAUGCAUGUUGUUGCUUAGUUGCAUAUACACUGUAUAUAGAUAGAUGCAAGAUUGGGUGCAGGGAUACAUUAUAAGACUUGCAUUAGAUGCAACUUGCUCCAAAGGUUGAAUAUACUGUAACUGAACUGUUCAAUGGGCUGGAUAACUGUAGUCAAAUGCCGUGUGUCAGAUUGGAUUCCUUGCUUUAUGUAAAAGUAAAUUAAAGUAAUUCAUUGACCAAGUGUUUUGGUAAGAAUGUGCUAAUAUGAAAAGAUGAACUUGUCCAUGUGAAGUUAUUUUGGUAACUUUUAAAACUCUUCAGUGGCAGG